Mollisia scopiformis is the source of this 1941-nucleotide messenger RNA. RefSeq lists its product as uncharacterized. The transcript has 5 exons. Lineage: Eukaryota; Fungi; Ascomycota; Leotiomycetes; Helotiales; Mollisiaceae. The coding region runs from base 18 to 1520 and encodes 500 amino acids. The record is from RefSeq and is a predicted model, not a curated record.
CAUCAACAGUCAUAGAGAUGCUGAAUAUAAACUCGACAAAUCCUCUAGGUCAGAAGUGGGAGUUCGUGGACGUCGAUAAACCAGUCAAAGAACAAGAUGCAGCCACCCGGAGGCGCGUCAGAGUUGGUGCAAUGCGAGCAUUUAGGCGGAGACAAAGGCUGCAACAGCUCGACGUGUUUCAAUCUACUCGGCCUUCUGAUCCAACCCGUGAUCUCGAAUCCGAACUUGAGCAGAGUUCAAGCUAUGUCAGUUUGGAUCAAGCCUCCACGACUUGUACCGAUUUGGCCCAACCAAUAGAGCAGAAUGACGCUCGUGAGACAUUGAGGAAUCUUGAUCCCGCCGGCACAAAAUCAGUCGGUCUGAGCCAAGAGCAGCAUUAUCUGCUGAAUCAUUUCAAUUUACUUCUUUGCCACAGACCAUUCCGAUUCCCCCCCAAAACGGAUAACCGUGUCGGAGCUUUAUGGUUUCAUCAAGCCUUGGAAGAUCAACUCCUUCUUGAAGCAACAUUGCACAACGCUGCCGUGCAUCUCGACGGUCUCUACAAACGACAAGCAAGUACUCAAGCACUGAGGCAUAAAGCGAACACUAUCCGACUCGUGAAUGAAUGUUUAAAGUCUCCAGAUGGCGUCAGUGAUUCCAUCAUUGGCGCUGUGGUUCUGAUGGCUUGGACUGCGAAUUACAAUGGCAACCUCCCAGAGAUGCAGCUUCAUUUAGAUGGAUUGGCACGCAUGGUUCGUAUACGCGGAGGGCUAAAAACAUUGGGACUCGGCGGGCUCCUGCAUGCUCUUGUAACAAGGUUAGAUCUCAUUGCCGUCACAUUGACGAAUUCGAAGCCACGAUUCGCCGCACUUGGAGAAAGCGGGUUCAUCGACACCUCUGCGUCUGGCGGCGUAGCUUGUGUUCUACUGGAGUCCAUGGAAGGUGUUCUUGCACCACUCUCCGUCAUUUUCAAGAAUAUUCGGCAUCUUCUAGCUCUGCAAGAUAGCUUCGCAUCCGACCAUGGAGAUUCAGAUCGUACUAUAUUGUUUGUGGAGAAAAGAUCAUUCAUCUUUAACAGAUUGCUCUCUACCCAAAAAUCCAAAUCUCCACCGACUGAAAAAGCUCAUACAUAUCUGUAUGAACCUUGCCGCAUAGCAGCACUGAUAUUCAUGGAGUAUGCACUUGCUCGAGACACCCCGAACCAAAACAUGUUGCGAAAACUUUGCGAAAAUUUACAAUCCUCCUUUCGGACAACGACCAAAACGGCAGAACUUCAGCAAUUAUGGGAUCAAGACCUGUCAUCUCUAAAAGUUCUUCUCUGGGUAUAUUACAUUGGCGGAAUGGUUGCCACAGAGUCCCUGGAUAGGGAGUGGUUUUCAUACCGCACCGCUCGAUGUAUGAUGAGCUUGGGGUUUCAUGAGUGGUCAGAAGUCGAAUCAUGUCUGUUGGAACUCCUCUGGACGGACAUGAUGCAUGAUCAAGCCUGCACGGGUCUCUGGGAACAAGUCCAGCAGCAACUUAGGGGCUCAUUGAUUGCGUAAAGCUUUGCAUGCGUCAUCAAUCAUCUCAACGUCGUCAGAGAUCUGUUUUUGGCCAUCUGUGCCUCACUGCAAUAAUGCUCUCCCGUGUUAUACAAUACGCGGUCCAUCGAGUGUUGUGCUGCUGACUGCAGGUGCGUGGGCAUGGUCAUGGUCAAGCCUUGUUCGAGCUGUUCUAGGCCUAGCCUAAUGCGGUGGUCACUGGGCUUGGCAUUUUCCAAGAGGUUAAGCGACCUACCUCUAACCGCGGUUAAAAUUUUGAGUUUGUCGUACCUGCAUACUUGGAAGGCUGAAUUCCAUGGAUUGCUCGAUUGAAGAGGCCUUGAAAUUGAUAUUAUAUGCACAAAUCGUGUUCUUGUCAAAUCACACUGUUUAUUGGGGGAAAGGUGCAGCGCCCUCGGCCCGAAGCUCGGCUAGGAUAGGG